AUGGCAUUCGAAGGAGUUCCGGAAAAGAUGCUUGCAGCACAAGUCGUGGAAUUCAAUCAACCCUACAAGAUCCACUCCAUCCCUACUCCCCGCGGUCCCCUCCACGAACACGAUAUCCUCGUACGUGUGGCUGCGGCAUCCCUCUGUCACACAGAUGGCAUGGUAUUAGAAGGCGUACUGGGUACGACCCUUCCGUGUACCGCCUCGCAUGAAGGAGCCGGCACCGUUGUCGCGAUAGGCUCUAGCGUGUCAGGCUUCAAGCCAGGAGAUCGCAUCCUAUGUAGCUUGACAUACCAUCGUUGUGGCGUCUGUACUGAUUGCACUGGGCCCGAGCAUGAACAGCAGUAUUGCGCUCAUAGCGGAGGGUAUCUGGGCGUUCUCAGAAAUGGCUCAUUUGCCGAGUAUGAGGUUGUAGAUGGAACGGAGUGCAAUUUGUUACCGGAUAAUUUGAGGAGCGGUCUCGCGAAAACGGGCUUGAAAUCGGGAGAAUGGAUAGCAAUAGUAGGAGCGGGUGGAGGUCUAGGUCAUUUGGGGGUGCAGUUUGCCAAAGCGCUAGGUCUUAAGGUCAUUGCUAUUGAUGCUAGAGACGAAGCAUUACAACUUGCUAAAGACUGUGGCGCCGAUGUGCUGGUAGAUGCACGUCAAGAUAAAAACAAAGUUAUUGAAGAUGUCGAGAGGGUCACGGGCGGCCAUCGUGCAAACUCGACUCUCAACGUUAGUGAUCAUGAAAGCGCUGCAGCAACAGCGGUCGCGGUUACAAAGAGGCACGGAACGAUGAUUCAGAUUGCUCAGCCUGAGAAAAUUAGCGUCCCAUUUGAAGAUGUGAUUUUUCGGGAUAUCAGAAUCCAUGGGAGUCUUGUUGGAUCCCAAGGCGAAGCACAAAAAAUGCUAGAAUUAGUAUCAAAACACAACAUUAAAAUUCAAACAAACCCAUUUAAAGGCUUGGGAGAGAUUCCCAAGGCAGUGGAGCUCGCUCACUCAGGCAGAAUGAAAGGAAAACCUGUCAUCAUAGUGGAUGACGAGGCCAUUGAAAGAGAGAAAAAAUCGGGACUGCAAAUGAUAUGA
Molecule: messenger RNA, 1065 nt
Organism: Botrytis byssoidea
Lineage: Eukaryota; Fungi; Ascomycota; Leotiomycetes; Helotiales; Sclerotiniaceae
Exons: 5
Coding region: 1-1065 (354 amino acids)
Molecular function (GO): oxidoreductase activity
Source: RefSeq, a predicted model, not a curated record